Molecule: messenger RNA, 1289 nt
Organism: Panicum hallii
Lineage: Eukaryota; Viridiplantae; Streptophyta; Magnoliopsida; Poales; Poaceae
Product: DIBOA-glucoside dioxygenase BX6-like
Exons: 3
Coding region: 17-1168 (383 amino acids)
Source: RefSeq, a predicted model, not a curated record
CGGAGGCGCCACCACCAUGUCCGUCGCCGAAGCCACCGUCGCCGCCGUGGGCUCGGGCGGUUGCUACGACCGCCGGCGCGAGCUGCAGGCGUUCGACGACACCAGGGCCGGCGUCAAGGGCCUCCUCGACGCCGGCGCCACGUCCAUCCCGGCCAUCUUCCACCACCCGCCGGACUCCCUGCCCCAGCAAGAGGCGGACGCGCCGUCCAUCACUGCCGACGACGCGCACACGGCGGUCCCGGUCAUCGACCUCAUGGCGGCCCCGCGGGAGGAGGUGGUCGCGCUGGUGAGGGCGGCGGCCGAGACGGCCGGGUUCUUCCAGGUGGUCAACCACGGCGUGCCGGGCGAGGCCAUGGCCGCCGUGCUCGCGGCCGUGAGGGGGUUCAACGAGGAGCCCGCGGAGGCGAAGAGGCCCUACUACACGAGGGACACGGCCGCCCGCAAGGUGAGGUUCUACUCUAACCUCGACCUCUUCCAGUCGCAGGCGGCCUGCUGGCGCGACACCAUCUUCUGCGACAUGGCGCCGGAGCCGCCGGCGCCGGAGGAGAUGCCGGAGCCACUCAGCAGCGUGAUGUUCGAGUACACGGACGCGGUCCGGAAGCUCGCGGUGUGGGUGUUCGAGCUGCUGUCGGAGUCGCUCGGCCUGGCCGGCGACCACCUCAGCAGGAUGGGCUGCGGGGAGAGCCUCAAGGUGGCGGGCAACUACUACCCGCCGUGCCCGGAGCCGCACCGCACCCUCGGCAACACCAGGCACACGGACCCGACGUUCCUCACCGUCCUCCUGCAGGACGGCGUGGGCGGCCUGCAGGUGCUCCUCGACCGCGGCGGCGGCGGCGGCGGCUGGGUGGACGUCCCUCCCGUGCCCGGCGCCCUGAUCAUCAACGUCGGCGACCUUCUCCAGCUCGUGAGCAACGGCCGGUUCAGGAGCGUGGAGCACCGCGUCCUGGCGAACAAGGGCACGGGCGCGGCGAGGGUCUCCGUGGCGGCGUUCGUCGACGUGGGGAGGUCCAUGAGGCGGUACGGCCCCAUCCAGGAGCUCGUCACGCCGCCGGGCGGUGGCAACCCGCCGAUCUACAGGAGCGUCACGGUGGAAGAGUUCGUCGCGCACUUCUACAGAAAAGGCAGCGAGAGGCGUCCCAGGCUUGACUACUUCAAGCUGGAGCAGUAGCACACUCUUUUUACUAGUAGUUAAGCAAGGGAUGGGCACUAGUACAUGCUUGCUGUGUGUAGCUCCCAAAUGGAAAUAAUCUUGGAAUAAUGGAGUAUCCAGAGUGCUUGUUUUUUAGAAA